CUGCUGAUCGUUCUAAAUUGGGAAGCCCUCGUACAGGUGCCCACGUCGACUUGUCUCUGGGAUUAAAUUAAUAUUAUUGCCAUCCCACCUGGUCUUAUUUCAGAACCUUAUCGACCCUGUCUGCACCCCGAAUCACACUCUCACACUCCUCGGCGGCGCUUAGUUGCUCGUCUUCUGCCUCUACCUCGUCUUCUUUCUUAUUCUUCUGCCUCCUUCUUCCCCUCCUUCCUCGGCUCACCUCGUGUGUUUGGGGGCCUUCGCCAUGCUCGCCACCCCGAUGACCCCGCAAUCCUCCCACCCGACUUCUUCUUCUUCCUCUUCCAACAUGGCCUGCAGUGCCAAUUCUCGCACUCUCUCCUCCAGGCCCAAGCUCACCCUCCAAACCACCUCCCUCCCCCGAACCUUUGGCACAUCCUCGACGGGCUUGUCCCUCACCCUGACCACUGGGCCCACGGCAUCUCCUACCGUCCGCAACACCUUCAAGAAUGCCUACGAAGUCGCUAGCCCUCCAUCCGCCACCGCGUCCCCCUCGUCCAAAUACGCCAACAACCGCCUCAGCAAGCCUUCGUCGCCAUACACCACACAUAACCCCUACCAACUGCCGCUGGGGGUCAAGAGUAUCCUACGCAACUCGCCGCUAGAGCCGAGCUGCCGCCGCCGGGCUGGUUCGGUGGCCACCACCGGGCCGAAUGGUGGACCGAGCGCCCGGCGCGUCUUCUUUCCGGCCAAGAAGCAAGUCAGUUAUCGCUGGCCGCUGGAGGAGGAAAUCAAGACCGUGCACUUCACCGCUCGCCACUCUGAUCUUCACCAUGACCCUCUCCCCGCUCCUCAGCUGCCUGAGCCUGCCCCCUCAGAUGAGGAUUCCGACUCCAAUGCGAGUGUGGGACCUUCGGAUACCAGCACCUCUGAGGAUGAGCCCGAGACCGGUACAGGAAAGACGCCCUUGUCUCCCGUCAAGCGAAAGAAGCGGAAACUUCCGAAUGCCGACAGGCAGAUUCGGGCCGUGGCCCUGAUGGAUGGAAUCGCAGCCAGCCACAACCAAGACACCAUGACGCCGCAGACGCCGUGCAGGAAACGGGCCAAGCGUCGCUGCGAAUGGCGAUGGACCCUGGGGCCGUUAGAGAAUCGUGAAACCCAGCUCCAUCCCGUCCCAGAUGAGACUGUUGCUACCUCAUCCGCGUCCCAGCCUGAAACGAUACCGCUGGAGUCGGAAACCGAGACCCCCUCGUCUGCCCCGUCCUUGUCCAGUGCCAGUACUACCCUCUACCACUCCAGUCCCAGUUCAUCUGUCGCUUCGGAUCUGGAGCACAUGACUCACGACCUUGGAUGCACGCAUGCCGAUCAAUGACUAUAACCCAUGCCUUGGGAUGACCCCCUUGCAUUGAUGAUCACGACUUAUGCAUAUAGACGGCAGAUGAACCCCACAUUCAGCAUUACCCUGUCCUAUACAUAGCUAUCUACUCUCGACUUCAUUCCUUUCUUGGUUCGGUCGUGCCUUGAAUGUCCGGGACAUUCAGGUGCUACAAUGAUGUCAUCUACGUAUACCUACCGACCAAGUUUUUCUUCCCUUCUUUAUACAUAUACAUUUAUUUACUUCCAAUAAUACAUACGUGCAUGCAUAGAGAAUGCGUUUGACGCCAGAUUACAUGGCACCCAUCUAUCUAUCUUGGACUAUUCCCCACGCAGCGACGUCGAUCCCAGAUGCGUCCUCCUGACAGCGCUUAAUAUAGCAAGCUGUGGAGACCCUGGUACGGUUGACUUUGGUCGAUCACUUGUAGCGUCAUCACUAGUGAUAGAUGCGCAGAUGUGCAC
This is a messenger RNA of Aspergillus sclerotioniger CBS 115572, 1812 nucleotides long. RefSeq lists its product as uncharacterized. The transcript has a single exon. Lineage: Eukaryota; Fungi; Ascomycota; Eurotiomycetes; Eurotiales; Aspergillaceae. Bases 263 to 1348 code for a protein of 361 amino acids. The record is from RefSeq and is a predicted model, not a curated record.